AACUCAUUCCUCCAAACAAAAAAAAAACAAACACCUAUCUAGAGAGAGAAAAUACUCAUCCAUCUCUUUCUUUUUCCCUAUUUACUAAAAAGCCAAACCCUAAUUUUUUUUUUAAAAAAAAAAAGAUGAUGAUGAGCAGCAUCAGAUCCGCAGUGUCCACUCUCAUGCCCAAACAAAAACUCCCAAACUCAUUCCAGUCUUACCUCCACAGCUCCGGCGGCUUCAACCUCGGAAUCCUCCACCCUCAUCACAACCCCCACAAAGACAAGCUCCUCGUCGUCUUGGGUACCACCGGCGCCGGCAAAUCUAGGCUCUCCAUCGACCUCGCCUCCCGCUUCUCCGGCGAGAUCAUCAACUCCGACAAAAUGCAGGUCUACCGCGGCCUCGACGUCCUCACCAACAAGGUCACCAACGACGAGCGCCGCCACGUCCCCCACCACCUCCUCGGCGUCGUCGACCCGAAAAAGAAUUUCACCGCUAAGAACUUCUGCUUCGCCGCGACGGAGACGAUCAAGUCGAUCACCGCCCGGGGUAACCUCCCGAUCAUCGCCGGCGGCUCGAACUCCUUCAUCGAGGCUCUCAUGGAUGACAAGGACUGCCGGUUGAGGUCCACCUACGACGUCUGUUUCCUCUGGGUCGACGUGUCCAUGCCGGUUCUCCACUCCUUCGUGUCGGACCGGGUGGAUAAAAUGGUCGACCACGGGUUGGUCGAGGAGGCCAGGUCGGCAUUCGACCCAAAGAAUGGGGACUACUCCACCGGCAUCCGGAAGUCGAUCGGCGUCCCGGAGUUCCACCGCUACUUCCAAGCGGAGCCCACGGCGGAUGCCGACACCCGGGCCGCCCUCCUCAACGAGGCAAUCGACGAGGUGAAGGUGAACACGUGCGUCUUGUCGAGCCAACAAUUGCAAAAGAUUAAACGAUUGCGGGACGUGCGGGGGUGGAAGUUGCACCGCGUCGACGCCACGGAGGUGUCCCGGAUGAAGGCGGCCGGGGGCGGCAAGGACAAGAAAAUGUGGGAGAGUCAGGUGGUGGCGCCGAGCGCCACCAUCGUGACGAGAUUCCUCCACGAUAAGUUAAGGUCGCCGAUCUAUGCGGAUGCCGCCAUCCCCAGCAAACCGCUCGCCGGAGUAAUGGGCCUAACGGCGGCGAUUCACUGACACUUCAACUGCAAUAUAUUCAUUCAUUUAUUCAUUUAAUUUGUCUGGCAAAGGCCUAUAGAUUUCAACAAGCCACCCGCCGCCGUACAUUUUGUAUCUCCUCUCUGUACGUUUCAUUUGUACAUGAUGUGACACCGCCAUUUUUGGAGAGGGUAAUGAUAAAACUGUGGUGUGCUC
Cuscuta campestris is the source of this 1334-nucleotide messenger RNA. The record is from the annotation of a GenBank genome assembly. NCBI's taxonomy places the organism in Eukaryota, Viridiplantae, Streptophyta, Magnoliopsida, Solanales, Convolvulaceae.